AUGCAGGCCUUCUAUGCCGGGUUCCAGCAGAGCAGCGGCAAGCCCGUGCUGACCAACGACUGGCUCUCGCCGCGAGAUGCGGACGGCCAUGGCACGUGGUGCGCGGGGGCAGCUGCGGGGAACGCCGUGAAGGUGAAGGGCGGCAGGCAGGUGAGCGGCAUGGCGCCCGCAGCGCGCAUUGCGGCGUACAAGGUCUUCUGGACGGACGGCAACGGGGACAUGUACGCCACGGAGCCAGAUAUCAUCGCAGCCGUCAAUCAGAGCGUGGCGGACGGUGUGGAUGUGCUGUCGCUGUCUCUGGGCGGCGUGAAUCCCGAGGACAACUAUUUCAACGAUCUCGCUUUCAUGCGCGCCAAUGCUGCCGGGGUGUUUGUCGCCUUUGCUGCCGGCAACGCCGGGCCUCCCGGUCGUGGAGGGUUCUACUGCACGCUUGACAACUUUGCACCCUUCUAUCUCACGGUUGGCGCCAGCACCAUUGCCCGAGGCGGCGCCUCCGUCGCCUCCUCAACUGCUGGUGCCACCACCAGCAGCAACGGCACGGAUGGCAGCACAGGCGGCAACUUCAAUGGCAGCGGCAUGGACGCGGACGGUGGGAUCACAUUCACCACUGCAUCCUCGUCCGCCCCGGUGGUGGCUGACUUCUCUUCCCGCGCCCCCCUGCUGCAGCCGUCCGCCACGGCCCAGCCGCCCAAGCCAGGCAACGCCAUCCUGAAGCCCGACAUCAUCGGCCCCGGAGUCGACCUCGUAGCCGCUGCUCCCGGCAACAAACCCGGCAACCCUGCGCUAAUGACGUUGGCGCGGGUGACGGACACGAGCAAGAGCGCCAUCAAGAGUGCGACGGGCGGGGAGGCCACCCCGUGGGAGAUGGGCGCAGGCCACAUGUUCCCCCCGGCCAUGCUCGACCCCGGCCUCACCUACGACGCCCGCGACCGCGACUACCAGAACUUCCUGGCCGGGCAGGACCUCAACCGCGCCAAAAAGGAGUUCCCAGGGGUGCCGCUCUCCCCUCUGGCUGUCCACAACCUCAACCUGCCCACCAUCACUCUGCCCCGCCUGCAGGGCUCCCUGCAGGUCACCCGCACCGUCACCAACGUGGGGCAGUCCCGGUCCACAUACAGUGUAUCUGGGAAGCCUCCGCAGGGCGUGAAGGUGACUGUGGGGCCCAGGAGACUCACGCUGGCUCCCGGGGAGAAGGGGAGCUACACAGUGACAGUAACGGUGGAUACCCUUAGUAAUGACUUCAAGUAUGGGUUUCUAGUCUGGGCGGACGACCAGGGCCACAGCGUGCGGUCCCCCCUCGUGGUGCAGCCCAUCUCUCGCUGA
This is a messenger RNA of Closterium sp. NIES-65, 1323 nucleotides long. Lineage: Eukaryota; Viridiplantae; Streptophyta; Zygnematophyceae; Desmidiales; Closteriaceae. The record is from the annotation of a GenBank genome assembly.